Molecule: messenger RNA, 3522 nt
Organism: Colletotrichum karsti
Lineage: Eukaryota; Fungi; Ascomycota; Sordariomycetes; Glomerellales; Glomerellaceae
Exons: 6
Coding region: 1-3522 (1173 amino acids)
Biological process (GO): intracellular potassium ion homeostasis; potassium ion import across plasma membrane
Cellular component (GO): plasma membrane
Molecular function (GO): high-affinity potassium ion transmembrane transporter activity
Source: RefSeq, a predicted model, not a curated record
AUGGAUGAGAGACACGAUCCGCAUGGCGACGAGAACGGCAUUGAUGGCCGAGACUUCGAUAUGAAAACACAUCGUACCUCGCCGACGAGUUUCAUCCGAUCAUUUCUUCCGCCGCUGAACUUCAUCACGCUUCACUACGCCUACUUCAUCGGAACGAGUCUCCUCGCCUCGGCCAUCUUCUACGCCUCGUCGAACCCCCACGGAAGCAUCAGCUAUGUCGACUCCCUGUUCCUCGUCGUAUCCGCCAUUACUGAGGCCGGGCUUAACACCGUCAACCUCAGCCAGAUGACCGUCUGGCAGCAGGUGAUGCUGUGGCUGCUCAUCAUCGUCGGAAGCACCAUCUGGAUCUCCAUAUGGACCGUGGCAGCGAGAAAGCAUGUCUUUGAGAAGAAAUUCAAAGAAAUUGUCGACGCGGAGAGGGAGAGAGACCAGCGCGAAGCAUGUCUGCCCAUCUCACACGGCCCGAGGAAAAAGAGUGUGGUCGCGAGUGGUACUGGGAUGAUGAGCGAAGGCGUCUCGACACGGAUCCGGCCCGUCGACAACCACAUCACCUUCGAGGCCGACGACCUCACCCGCCGCUCGACCAACUCCAUCUCCAGCAAAACGAAGCCGACUCGCCCUUGGCUCGCGAUCCUGAGCGCCUCAAAAGAGGGCCGCAACUCGCAGUUCCACUCCCUCACCGCCGCCGAGCGCUCCCGUCUCGGCGGCCACGAGUACCGCGCCCUCCGUCUUCUCUCCGUCGUCGUCCCGCUCUACUCCGUGCUCUGCCACGUCCUCGGGGGCCUGGCCCUCGGCGCCUGGAUCGCCAACAACAUGCCGGAGACCGCGACGUCCAACGGCGCCAACCCGUGGUGGGCGGGCAUCUUCUUCGCCGUCUCGGCGUUCAACAACUCGGGCAUGUCGCUGCUCGACGCCAACGUCGUGCCGUUCCAGCAGGCGUACUUCGUGCUCAUCACGAUGGGCUUUCUGAUUCUGGCGGGCAAUACCGCGUACCCGUUGUUUCUGAGGCUGAUCUUCUGGUCGGCGCUGAAGGUGCUGAGGUUGACGACCGCGGAGGGGACUUGUGCGGAGUUGAAGAGCACGUUGGAGUUCAUAUUGAAGUACCCGAGGAGAGUUUAUACGAAUUUGUUCCCUUCGCGGCCGACGUGGUGGCUUUUCUUCAUGGUGGUGUUGACGAACGGGAUUGACUGGAUGGCGUUUGAGGUCCUCAACAUCGGUAACCCUGUUAUUGAAGCCAUUCCGGUUGGCGCUCGGGUUCUGGAUGGCCUCUUUCAAGCUCUUGCCGUUCGGUCUGGUGGAUUCUACCUCAUUCCGAUUUCAUCGGCCUACCCAGGGCUCCAGGUGCUCUAUGUCAUCAUGAUGUACAUCUCGGUGUACCCCGUGGUCAUAACCAUGCGCCAUUCCAACGUCUACGAGGAGCGCUCGCUGGGCAUCUACGCCGACGACGAAUCACAGCCCGGCCGGACCCAAGUCACCGAGAAGAAGCACCUCAGCGGCGGCAGCGUGAUCGCCAACUUUCUCAGAGAGAACAUCAGCUUCGCGGGUGUCGGUGCAGCGAGGCCCGCCGGCCGCGACGGACACGAGUCCCGCACGAGUUUCGUCAGCCAGCAGAUCCGCGGGCAGCUCGCUCAUGAUCUGUGGCUACUCACGCUCGCAGUGCUUGUCAUCGUCACUAUCGAGACGUCGCACUUUCUCGCGGACCCCGUUCACUUCUCGGUCUUCAACGUCGUGUUCGAGGUGGUGUCCGCAUACGGAUGUGUUGGAAUCUCGGUUGGGUUGCCCAACGACGCGAUGAGUUUCUCGGGCGGGUGGCAUGCGGGGAAGCACCUGGUCAUGUCUGGGUUUGAGGAGUACUCCUUCUACGACGCCGUGCCGGCAGGGAAAUGGACCCGUAUCUUACUUCUCGAGCCAGGGGCUUACGAUGAUCCCAUCAGGUGCUCACUGUAUCUCACGCCUUUUCAAUCUGCAGAAUACGAGGCUAUAUCUUACGUCUGGGGCAACACCCAAGAUGUCGGCUCCAUCACCUGCCAGGGCCUCGAGAUCGACGUGACAGCGAACCUCGUCCAAUCUCUGCGCCAGGUCAGGUACCGCCUCGAGCCGCGACAUCUAUGGGUCGACGCGCUCUGCAUCAACCAGCGAAACCUCCCCGAGAAGGCCUUCCACGUCAACAUGAUGGGCGAGAUCUACUCUCAUGCCUCGCGGGUCGUGGUCUGUCUCGGAGACGACGGCCACAACGGCGAAUCGGCACAGAUCGCGUUCGACGUCAUCAGAGACUACAACCGCAUCGCCGCCAAGUAUAUGACAGAAUCUCGCAUCGCCGAUGGCAGCUUUUGGAAGCCAAAGGAGGAGGACGGAGGAUAUGGGCCGGUCACGGGCGAACGGCUGCUCCACGCCGUGAGAAUCUUCAAGAAGCCGUGGUUCGGGCGCGUCUGGGUUCUCCAGGAGGUCGGACUCGCCUAUGACGUUUUGCUGGCAUAUGGCAACUCGACUAUUGAUUUCACCGAGAUCAUGGACUUUGCCCUGGCUUGGUGUCAGACCGGAAAUGAUUUUGAAGGUGUCUAUUUCAGCUCCGGCUGGAUCUCGGGCCUCUUUGAUCACGUCUGGGCGACGUAUGCCCCGAACAUCGACUUCUCAUGGUAUCGGUCUUCUCAUAUCCUCACGACUUCCGCACGAAAUACUAUACAGAAGAACGAACCGAAAUUUGAGGAUGUGCUCUUCAAGGCAAGGCAUAUACAGAAGGCGACGGAUCCGAGGGACUUCGUCUACGCAUUCCUCGGGCAUCCUCUUGCAAAGUCAGCCGACGGAAAACUCUUGGUGGAAGCAGAUUACACAAGAAUGGAAGGUUCCUGUCUUGAGGCGUCUGUCUAUGCUGUCGACGAGAUCUUGCUUUGCGGCGACGUCGCUGGGGUGGAGCCAUCACAGGAGGUCGACGCCCGAGCCAGAAACGAAGACGCUCAGCGUCUCGCUACAGAAACAGCCCUUUCCCAUCAGCCAAGUCUCGCCGAGAAGUACUGGGCUAUCAUGGAGGCAACCGAGAGAGACAGUGGAAUCGCGUACCAGGACAAGGCUUUCGCGUUUGCUAGCACCCUCCUACACAGCUGCGACAAGGAUGACCAACGUCCAGCCUCGGUAGCAAAGAGCUUCAGUGACUUUUGCAAGACGUACUGCCCGAAUAUCCAGAGUUAUCUUGAAGAACACGCCUGGCUCGAUCAGUGGGCCGCAGCCGAGACUCAUUUCAUACCGUUUAUUCCACGCACCGCGAGUAGCAUCAAAGGAGAGCGGUUCUUCACCACGAAGAAGGGGUAUUGUGGUACAAGUACCCCCUUGGUUAAGCCCGGCGAUCUGAUCUGCAUCAUUCCAUCUGUCCAGACGCCCCUUGUCAUAAGGCGGGUCGAAGAAACUGAUGACGCUUUUCGCAUUAUUGGCUCGUCUUAUGUCUAUGGAAUGAUGUAUGGAGAGGCCUUCAAGUAUCCGGGGCUUGGAAAUGAACCGCCAAAACCGCUUGUUGCUCGAUUUGUGUGA